Plodia interpunctella (Indianmeal moth) is the source of this 799-nucleotide messenger RNA. RefSeq names its product mitochondrial ribosomal protein L22 (gene mRpL22). The coding region runs from base 140 to 751 and encodes 203 amino acids. Gene Ontology annotation, molecular function: structural constituent of ribosome. Lineage: Eukaryota; Metazoa; Arthropoda; Insecta; Lepidoptera; Pyralidae. Gene Ontology annotation, biological process: translation. The record is from RefSeq and is a predicted model, not a curated record. The transcript is spliced from 3 exons. Gene Ontology annotation, cellular component: mitochondrial large ribosomal subunit; ribosome.
AACGCUAUCGAUAGUUGACUAUCAAUCGAGUAACAAGGUUACAACACAACACUAAUUCAUUUCUUGCAUAGACAUGAAGAUUGUUUUUAGGUUAAAAUACCUAGUGAAUCUAAGCAAUUAAACAUUGAGUAUAUAGAAAAUGAAUAGUUUAUUUAGUAAUAUUUGCUCUUUGGGUUCGAAAUGUGGACUCAUAAAAAGUUUACACACCUCGACAUCGCUUAUGGCGUGGUCAAAAUCUGAAUUACCGAAAACUUUCUUGCGGAACAAUAAAAAAAUAUAUCCGCCCCAAGAAAUAGGCGAGAAGCCUAGACCUGCUUUUGUUUGUCAUCAGAAGACUAAUAUGAAAUACAGUCCUGAAAAGCUUUGGUAUAUUGCAUGUUUAGUCAGAGGGAUGACUGUAGAUGAAGCUGUGAAACAACUAAGCUUUGUCAAUAAAAAGGGUGCAGUUUUCGUCAAAGAGGCAAUACUAGAAGCUCAAGAUUUAGCAGUCAAAGCUCACCAUGUAGAAUUUAAAAGUAAUUUGUGGAUAGCUGAAUCAUUUUCUGGAAAAGGGCAUACUAUCAAAGGCAUAAGAAGGCAUGCACGAGGUAGAUUGGGUGAAGUACGCUACCAGUAUUGUCAUUACUUUGUGAGAUUAGAAGAAGGCAAACCUCCGAAGGACUAUUACAAAUUAAAUCCUUUGACACCACAACAACAACUGGAUAAUUGGUUAGAACAAAUGAGGAAGAGAAAAAUCAUCAAUUCUUAUUAAUUUUGCUUUAUUAUUAAAAAUAUAUAAAAUAGUUAUAGCUAUGAAUAA